Messenger RNA from Anopheles maculipalpis, 276 nucleotides. RefSeq names its product eclosion hormone. Gene Ontology annotation, molecular function: ecdysis-triggering hormone activity. The record is from RefSeq and is a predicted model, not a curated record. The coding region runs from base 1 to 276 and encodes 91 amino acids. Lineage: Eukaryota; Metazoa; Arthropoda; Insecta; Diptera; Culicidae. Gene Ontology annotation, biological process: neuropeptide signaling pathway; ecdysis, chitin-based cuticle. The transcript is spliced from 2 exons.
AUGGUUUCCAACAAGACUGUACUUAUCGGUGUUUGUGUGUUGAUCCUCACUAUCAUUAGUAAUGCUCCUGUUGAAACAAGUCCUCAAAUUGAACUUAUGGGUGGAUAUGAUAUUAUUGGAAUUUGCAUAACAAACUGUGCCCAGUGUAAAAAAAUGUACGGUGCGUUCUUCGAGGGUCACCUGUGUGCUGAGGCAUGUGUGCAAUUUAAAGGCAAAACCAUUCCAGACUGCGAGGAUUUGAGUUCGAUUGCUCCAUUUUUGAACAAAAUGAACUAA